AAAUAAGCGGAAUGGAAUGUGAAUGGAAUCUCUAGGAGUUCGUUUUUAGAUCUUUUCAUUUUGUACAUAUACUCCUUCCUUCCUUUGUGUAUAGUAUCUCCAACUAGAUUCUGAAUACAUUUUCCUAUCAAGAACCUAGCCGAGACAGGUAGAUUCAAGACUUCCACCUGCUUACAAUAAAAUAACAUUUUCAAAAUGCCACUCAAUCUGAGUUCGGUCUUUCCCGCCGCGGACCCUGAGUUUGUAACAUUCCCGAGUAGGAGAAGUGUUGUUCAUAGCACUGAGGGUAUGAUCGCUUGUACUCAGCCAUUGGCUGCUAAUUGUGGUCUCAAAGUCUUGAAUGCAGGUGGAAACGCUGCUGUAAGUUGGCAUUAAUCUAAAAGCUUCACAGGCUAAUUCACUCAAGGAUGCAGCAGUUGCAGUUGGUAUGUUGGCCAGUUUCAAUAUAACAUCUAGUCUAACAAGUUUUCAGCUGCCGGCCUCAAUCUAACAGAACCGACCUCCACGGGUAUUGGUGGUGAUAUGUUUUGUCUCUUCUACGAUGCCAAGACAAAAAAAGUUAGUUCUUUAAAUGGUUCUGGUCGCGCAGGCAUGAAAUGCUCUCUCGAGAAUAUCCGACAAGGUCUCGGAUUUAAGGAUGACGAACCUGCAAGAAUCCCAUUGAAAAGUCCACAUGCUGUUACUGUACCGGGUGCAGCUGCAGGAUGGGUUGAUACUGUGGAGAAAUUUGGCAGUGGCAAUCUUACUUUGGAGCAAAUUUUGGCCCCUGCUAUUGAGAUGGGUGAAAAGGGGUUUCCCGUCUCUGAAUUAGCCUCAACUAUGGUAUGUUAAAUCGUCAUAUUUUUGAUUAUCUUGGCAAAACCUAACGAGAUAAUAGUGGCGAAAUAGCGAAGGUCUACUUCAGAAAGCAUCUCCUAACUUCUCUGAAAUGCUAAAAGAGGAUUCAAGUGCUCCACAUGGCUGGCGUGCACCCAGACCAGGAGAGAUAUUUAAGAAUCCAAAUCUUGCCAAGACUUUCAGAACACUUGCAACCGAGGGUAAAAGAGGAUUUUACACUGGGAAAAUUGCCGAAGAAAUCAUCAGAGUUACUCGAAAUCUAGGCGGAUUUCUCGAAUUAGACGAUUUGAAAAACCACAUGGAGAUCGGCAGUGAGGAAUCUACACCUAUCUCAAAAGUUUUCAAAGGUCAAGGAUAUAACAAAACCAGUCAUUUCGUUAAUGGAAUUUCCGGCCAAGGCAUUAGCGAAGACAACCACGGCGUCAGAGUUUGGGAACAUCCACCCAACGGCCAAGGACUCGUCGCACUUAUGACGCUCGGUAUCCUCGAAGAACUCGAAAACACGGGUAAAAUUCCGCAUUUCACAGAAAAGGACCACAAUUCAACUGAAUACCUCCACGCCGUUAUCGAAUCUCUGCGUAUCGCCUUCGCAGAUGCUAGUUGGUUUAUUGCCGAUCCAGCAUUCACCAAAGUCCCCGUCGAAGAACUAGUCUCCCAGUCUUAUCUUGCCGAACGCGCCAAACUCUUCGACCCCCAGCGCUCUAAUCCUGAAAUUUAUGACCAUGGAUCGCCUGCCCAUAAUCAUAGUGACACGGUCUACUUUGCUGUAACCGACAAAUGGGGCAAUGGAAUAUCCUUCAUAAACUCCAACUUUGAAGGGUUCGGCAGUGGUAUCAUUCCCAAAGGCUGUGGAUUUGUUCUCCAAAACCGAGGUGGCAAUUUCUCGCUUCAGAAGGGUCAUGCUAAUGUCAUCGCUCCUGGUAAAAGACCUUAUCAUACUAUCAUUCCAGCGAUGAUUACCAACGUGCACGACGAUUCACUACAUAGCGUAUACGGCGUCAUGGGAGGAUUCAUGCAACCCCAAGGACAUGUUCAGGUAUUGCUUAAUAUGUUGGCAUUUAAGUUGAAUCCACAAGCGGCGCUCGAUGCCCCCAGGUUUUGUAUAAGUGCAGAUGGAAUUCCAGGAGAAUCGCAUAAAGAGAAAAAAGUAUUUUUAGAGGAGGGGAUCAGUGAAGAUGUGUUUGAGAAGUUGAAGGCGUUGGGUCAUCAGGUGCAAAUGGUUAAAGGGUAUCAGAGGGGUGUUUUCGGGAGAGGACAGCUAAUUAGAGUUCAUGGGGACGACGAUGGGGUUUUGGUUUACAGUGGUGGUAGUGAUCCUAGGGGAGAUGGGGCAGUUUAUCCUGGUUAGAUGGAUGAUUGAGAUGGAAGAUCAAAGUUGGAAAAGCUUGGAUGGUAGAGUAGGUAGGAAAGGGCUUUUGAAUAAGAAGAAAGAGGUGAGAUCCGGAUCUUGGAUUACAGAAUGCAUAAGUGUUUAUAUCAUUAACCAUCUUUUUCAAAUACGAUAUAAAAAGCUUCGCACAAGUACCCAAAAUCAUUCAUUG
Molecule: messenger RNA, 2378 nt
Organism: Sclerotinia trifoliorum
Lineage: Eukaryota; Fungi; Ascomycota; Leotiomycetes; Helotiales; Sclerotiniaceae
Source: the annotation of a GenBank genome assembly